AUGUCUACUUCAGAACCAAUGAAAAAGCUACGAAAUGCUAGCAAGACUGAAAAACGAUUUACUGUGCGCCAUGCACUUGGCUGGUAUCACUCAAUAGUCAUAAGCGGAUUGUAUAAUGUGGAAAGUGAAGUGACGUUCGAUACCACCAGCAUCAGCUCUUACAUUCCUGCCCUAAAAUGGUGCAUUGAAGCGCACCCUAUCCUGAGCGCCGUUAUACACGGAGAAGAUAGCGAAUACCCCGAAUUCUUUCGACCGACGAACCUCGAUCUUCAGAAUCAUGUCGAAAUUAUUGAUUCAACAUCAACUUUUUACACGUCCGAGGAUGAACUCGAGUUGCUCAAGCAAGUCACCCUCGAAAUCCACGAUCGGCCAUGGCUGAACGUUGAAAGAGUUCCGUCAUGGAAGAUCAUUGUUCUGCCACUACCACACCAAUCGCACGGCACAAAGAAACGGGUCUACAUUUUAUACGCCUAUUCACAUACGCAUGGGGACGGAAAAUCUGGCUUAGCCUUUCAUCGCUCUUUUUUCGAAGGGCUCAAACACGCACAUCUUAACUACGACCAAAGUCUACUUUACUCGCCCCCCCUCUCACAACUUCCAAAACCAUUGGAAGAAUCAUGUGUUUUGAGAGUUUCUUGGACAUACCUUCUCUCACCUUUCCUUGCACAGUAUUUUCCGAGUUACCUAUCUCGUUGGCUCGGAUUAUAUUCGUCACCCACAUCUCAAUCGACAAGCGCCUAUAUCGGUGAACCUGUAACCCACAAUCCCGAAUCCUUUCAUACUGGGUCUCAGAUUCUGUUAGUAGACAGAGAUCUACUGGGAAGAGUACUGACAGUCUGCAGAGAACAUGGUGCCAAGUUCACUGGACUUUUCAAUCAGCUGGUAGUACGCGCAUUGAGCGAGAUGGUGAGACCUGAGACUGGACCUCACAACUUUGUUGGAGCGAUUGUUCUUGACUUACGACCGCUCAUAUCGACUCUAUCCAAUGACACCAUGGGCAACUAUGUAUCUGCAAUGUAUGAGUACUCACCCAGGAUCAGUGGUGACACCGCAUAUCCUGAAGCAUUCUGGGGUGCUGUUCGUAAGACGACUUCUCGUCUCAAAGAUGCUGCAGGUACACUCAAUGAUCAGCCCAUAGGGUUAUUGAAGUAUCUCGGCAACGUCCGCUCAUGGUAUCUCAAACAGCUGGGACAGGAUCGCAAUUUGUCCUAUGAGAUUAGUAAUCUUGGUAUAUUUGAUCCUUCAUUAUUUGCUGCCAUGAGGAAAUCAGAAAAAGACAAUAGGACAUGGGAAAUUGGAAGGGUCAUAUUCUCUCAACCUGCAAACGUCACUGCCGCACCUCUCAACUUUCAAAUUGUGACACUGAAAGAUGCCGACAUGGUGAUUACAUUGAAUUGGCAAAUCGGGGUUCUAGGUGUUCCUAAUGAGAAUUCAUUCACUGAGGAGAUCUUGACAAAGGUGAAGGGGAUGUUAGGGGAAGUGGUGUUCAGCUCUUGA
Messenger RNA from Talaromyces proteolyticus, 1497 nucleotides. RefSeq names its product alcohol acetyltransferase. The coding region runs from base 1 to 1497 and encodes 498 amino acids. Lineage: Eukaryota; Fungi; Ascomycota; Eurotiomycetes; Eurotiales; Trichocomaceae. The record is from RefSeq and is a predicted model, not a curated record. The transcript is spliced from 2 exons. Gene Ontology annotation, molecular function: N-acetyltransferase activity.